AUGAAGCAGUUGAAGACAGUGGCAGUAAUGAACGAAAGCCACCCCACGGAGUUCAUUCUACUGGGCUUCGCUGACCGACCUUGGCUGGAGCUGCCUCUCUUCAUCACUCUCCUGAUAACCUACCCCAUGGCCAUGAUGGGAAACAUCACCAUCAUCCUGGUAUCCAAGAUAGACCCCCGUCUCCACAGCCCCAUGUACUUCUUCCUCAGUAACCUCUCCUUCCUGGACAUGUGUUACACCACAAGCACUGUUCCUCAGAUGCUCUUUAACCUGGGGAGCUCCAAGAGGACCAUCAGCUAUCUGGGGUGUGCAGUUCAGCUUUAUGUCUUUCAUUUAAUGGGGGGCACAGAGUGUCUGCUCCUGGCCAUUAUGUCCUUUGACCGCUAUGUGGCCAUCUGCAGGCCUCUGCACUACACCCUCAUCAUGAAUCAGCGCCUCUGCCUCCUCCUAGCAUCCACUGUGUGGCUGACUGGAAUUACCUAUGCUGUCUCAGAGGCCACUGUUACACUACAGUUGCCACUGUGUGGUGUCAAUAAACUGGAUCACUUGGUGUGUGAGAUUCCGGUUCUGAUCAAGACCGCCUGUGGUGAAAAGGUGGUGAAUGAGCUUGCAUUGUCUGUUGUAUGCAUCUUUAUGUUAGCUGUGCCCCUGUGUUUAAUUCUUGCUUCCUAUGUCAGUAUCGGGCAUGCUAUAUUUAAGGUGAAAUCUUCUGAAGGAAGAAGAAAGGCCUUGGGGACAUGUUCCUCUCACCUCCUUGUGGUUUUCCUAUUUUAUGGUCCGGCCAUCAGCAUGUACCUUCAGCCCCCAGCCUCCAUCUCCAGAGACCAGCCUAAGUUCAUGGCUCUCUUCUAUGGAGUGGUGACUCCUACCCUCAACCCCUUCAUCUACACCCUGAGGAAUAAGGGUGUGAAGGGGGGAGUAGACAGGCUAGUGAGGGGCAUUUUUAGCUCCAAGAGACAGUUUACAGACAUCACAUGA
Heterocephalus glaber (naked mole-rat) is the source of this 978-nucleotide messenger RNA. RefSeq names its product olfactory receptor 2B6-like. Gene Ontology annotation, biological process: G protein-coupled receptor signaling pathway. NCBI's taxonomy places the organism in Eukaryota, Metazoa, Chordata, Mammalia, Rodentia, Bathyergidae. Gene Ontology annotation, molecular function: G protein-coupled receptor activity; olfactory receptor activity. Gene Ontology annotation, cellular component: membrane. The record is from RefSeq and is a predicted model, not a curated record.